GGAAGUUCACAAAAUAAAUAAAAUAAAUACAACACCAAUACAUUUGUGAGUUUUGUGCGAACUGUCGUGUAAAAGAAAAAAACAAAAAACUCUUCUAGUGAAAGUUUGCAAAUAAUUCCAUUAACUAUCUUCACAAAUUACUUCAACAGAACAUUAUUCCAGCAAAAUCAAUUGUUUACUUUUUAAUCAAUUUUGUGAUCAUUAGUUUAUCCUUGUGAGUUAACCAAAAUUGAAGACAUCUUCACGAAGUUUCUAGAAAUUACGAGAGAAAGAUUCUGGUCCAGGUUGCCAGUAUUGAAUUAAAAACACGGAGUUAAUAUCAGUAAAUCUUCAGGACACAGAUAUUUUUCAAUUAAAACCAAUUCUAUCAAAAUGGCAAUGCCGACACAAUUCCAAGUAAUUCAUCCUCCAGCUCAGAACCAAAUACCCGGAGCACAUAUGCAUACGCCUCCUUCAAUAUUUGAACAUAUGAUGGGCCAACAAAAUGUGCCUCAUGAGCCAGGUUCUUGGUCACAGAUGCCUCAGAUACCACCGAUGUACAUGCCAUGGAGUAUUCCGAGUAUGCAGCAAUCCCAAAUAAUGAGAUUUACUGGAGAAAAACCAUCGUUUGUUCCUCCUGCUCCUGCUCCUGUUCCUGCUCCUGUCCAUCAAAAGAGAAAACUUGAUAUUCCUGAUAUUCCUGAAACAAGACCAACUAAACAAUUUAUAUCAGAAGAAAAAAUGGCAGCGCACUUCAGAAAUAUGCAUAUAAGUUCUAAUUACAAUCCAAUACCCUCGUGUUCAUCCUCAACAGACUACAAUGUUCAGCCAUCAACUAGCAGUCAAGUCGACCUGAAUGUUGAAAACAGUACAUUGAAUGUAGAAAAUGGUAAAAGUAUGCAUCCAAGACUGGUGAUAUCUGAGGAGCUUAGACGAAUUCAACAAGAACCGUUAAUUCCUACUUCACUGCUGUCUAAAUUCUUUAAUUGCAGAGAGCGACCGUCCAUGGCUUUGGUUCUCUGGGAACCUCCAAGUAAACAUCUGAGAACGUUUAUCAGCCAAGCCGGAAUACAACUGCCGCCUACUAGUGCUAACAAUAACGAAGAAGAUAACAACAACAAUAGUAAUAACAAUAACAAUAAUAAUAACAAUUACAAUAAUCUUAAUCUUAAUAAUAAUAACAACAACAGUCAAUCAGUACCGAAUUUGAACCAGCCAUUGGAACCGGGUAAUCCGGAAUUAGAACCUAUGGAUCUUUAAAUUUUGAUCAUCUUCAUUUUAUUAAUCGAAGAUUUAUAUUAAAAUAUCUAAAUGUUGAAGCGCGUUAUUUUUAUUACUUGUAUCAAGUUUAUUAUAUUAUUGGUGUAGUUUCUUCUUAAUUUUUCAUUUUAAAUAACUUUAUGUUCAUUACAUACCUGUAAUAUAGUAUCAUUGCAUUUUUUAUUAAUACCGCGUAUUUUAUAAUUACAUUAUUGAAUUACUGAUAAGUGAUUGAUUUGUAUUAAUUAUUAUCGAGUUGAUAAAUGAUGAGGACGUGAAUAAUUGGAUUAAUGAAAAAAGAGAGAAAGAAUUGUAUGAUUUCGACAGUAGAAUUAUAUAUCAAAAGUCUGAGUGUGGUUGUUGGAAUAUUGAAUUUUA
Cotesia glomerata is the source of this 1617-nucleotide messenger RNA. RefSeq lists its product as uncharacterized. Lineage: Eukaryota; Metazoa; Arthropoda; Insecta; Hymenoptera; Braconidae. The record is from RefSeq and is a predicted model, not a curated record. Bases 373 to 1239 code for a protein of 288 amino acids. The transcript is spliced from 4 exons.